Molecule: messenger RNA, 2524 nt
Organism: Archocentrus centrarchus (flier cichlid)
Lineage: Eukaryota; Metazoa; Chordata; Actinopteri; Cichliformes; Cichlidae
Gene: rundc3ab
Product: RUN domain containing 3Ab
Exons: 11
Coding region: 286-1569 (427 amino acids)
Source: RefSeq, a predicted model, not a curated record
UGAAGUCAGAAAAGUAGGCGGAGAGAGAGAAGGGGCUCGAACAGAUGCAAUUCAGUCCAUUGAGCAGGUCAUAGAAGUAAAAAUAAAAACAGAGCCCACGCACCGCACUCUCCGGUGUAUCUAAUGUAUCAAGCCGUUUUCUCUAUCGUCAAACAAGGUGCCGCCGCUGUCUGUCAGCCCCUCUGAUGCGGGCCGGCAGCAUCCUCUCCAGCAUCCAGACGUGAAUGACGAGGGCCGGCGGCCGACAGGGAGGGGUCGUUUGCUUCCAGGGCUGCCUCCUCCUGGAUGGAGCAGCCAACGAUGGCCAUGGGAGAUGUCUCGAAAAAAGCGUCGACUCGGAACCUGGCGGUGGAGAGGAAAAACCUCCUCACGGUCUGCAGGUUUUCCGUUAAGACCCUGCUGGAGAAAUAUACAGCCGAGCCCAUUGAUGAUUCAUCUGAAGAGUUCAUCAAUUUUGCUGCCAUCCUCGAACACAUCCUCAGCCACCGUUUUAAAGGCUCUACUAGCUGGUUCGAUGCUCAGAGGAGUUACUGGGACUAUAUCCGCCUGGCCUGUGCUAAAGUCCCCAAUAGCUGCAUUAGCAGCAUUGAGAGCAUGGAAAACAUCAGCACCUCACGAGCCAAGGGCCGAGCCUGGAUGAGAGUAGCUCUCAUGGAGAAGAGGCUGUCUGAAUACAUUGCCACUGCUCUGAGGGACAGCAGGACAACCAGGAGGUUCUAUGCAGAGGGAGCCAUCAUGUUAAGAGAAGAAGCCACAGUGUUAACAGGGAUGCUAAUAGGUCUUGGAGCUAUAGACUUUAGCUUCUGUUUAAAAGGGGAGGCCCUGGAUGGGAAAUCUUCUGCAGUGAUUGACUAUACUCCAUACUUGAAAUUCACACAAAGCUAUGAUUACCUGAGUGAUGACGAUGAUCGGCAGAGUGUCGACAGCAGCACGAGUGACGACAGCAUCCCUGAGCAUCCUUACAUCCCCCUGGUCACAGAUGAGGAGAGCUGGAGCACAAAGUGUCGCAAAAUGGAGCAGAGGUUCAAGAUUGUCAAUGCACAGAAGGGUUACUUGGAGGAGCUCGUGCGUCUGCGUGAGUCGCAGCUGAAGAACACGGAGACAGAGAACAAGAGGCUAAAGGCCCGACUGGAGGAGCUGCAGACCCAGAGCCAACAGGAAAAAAAGGAACUGGAGGCCAUAGUCUUGGAGCUUCAGGAGCAACUGACAAGCUUGAUUCCAUGUGACUCCAACCACCUGGCGAAAAACCUUUCAAUCCCUCUCGUCAACCAGUGGCCAACGCUCGAGCCAUUUGACAGCCAAGAGGACGUGAAGCUGUUCCGCAGGAGGAGUUUUCCAAGCACAGAGCUGCUAUCAGUGGAGGUCAGCCUGGAUUCUGACUCUCAGAGGACUCAGGAGAAACAGAAUGGAAGGGCCUGGUGCACAGAUAAGGACUACACCCCCUCCAUGAUGGGCCUGUGUGGGUCCUUGGCGUCCCUGCCAAGCUGCAAGUCUCUGGCUAGCCUCAAGUCCAGCGAGUGCCUGGUCAACAUCAGCACAGAGAACAGUCCUGCCAUCUCUCCCAGCUAGGGGGCGCCAAAGAAACACUGCCAAAAAAACAUUAAGACACUCCGACAUGAAAAUGAAACGACUGUUCUCGGUGGGCGAACAAAUGCUUGACAGACUUGAGUCCCUUUACUUUUACAACCCAGCACUCUCUCAGCUUACACCUGUUGUGGAAGAGCAGCCUCCCUCUUUGGGACCCUGCAGCAAAGACGCAGAUACAGCUGCCGUACUGCCUCAUGGCCUCCUUCAGAGUCAUUGCCUUUCAUUGUUGUGACAUCAGUAAGCCUCCUGCAAUGCAAGCAGCUGGUUUAGGUUUGACCUUCCUUCACUUGCAGUCAUGUAUCUUUCACAUUCAUCAGAGCUCGCUGUCGGGUCAUUCUGUAUGUCGUUGUCCAUUUGUCUGCGUCUUAUCAGUCUGUCAGCGUAUCUUACUCUGCCUGUUGAAUAACACUGACAGGAUGGAUGAGCUGUUAUAACCUUAUGGGAAACAGAAACUGAGUUUUGCCCUAUUAUACACUGUUACAGGAGGAUGAAAAGAAGCUUUUAAUGUGGCAAGUCAGAUGGUUUAUGAUGAAGAUUAUUUAAAAUAACAGAAGCUACUUUAUGAUAUUAGAAUAAAUGGCAGUUUAGGCCUCAUUCAAUCAAACAUUAGGUUAGAUACACAAAUUUAGGAUGCGACAUGAAAGGCCUGUCAGGCUGUUGAGGUUUGUGGGGACACCACAAUGUGAACAUUAAAAAAACAGACACCUGUUGCAUAUAAAUGCAGAGUUCAGUGAGACUAUGCAGAAAGUGUUUUCAUUGUCUUUUUCUACAAACUUGGCCUGGUAGAAUAGUUUGAGCGGGAAUGUGCAACUUGCGUAGGCCUUUUUUUUUUUUCUUUCUGUGAACUUUUGUUUUUAUGUUACAGUUACUUUCAUGACAAACUUACAUGUGUCGGUCGCAGACCUGUAAAUUGCUUUCUAAUGCAGCGUUGUUGAGA